This is a messenger RNA of Mastomys coucha (southern multimammate mouse), 1347 nucleotides long. It is a transcript of the gene Klk11, whose product is annotated as kallikrein related peptidase 11. The coding region runs from base 189 to 1028 and encodes 279 amino acids. The transcript is spliced from 6 exons. Gene Ontology annotation, biological process: proteolysis. Lineage: Eukaryota; Metazoa; Chordata; Mammalia; Rodentia; Muridae. The record is from RefSeq and is a predicted model, not a curated record. Gene Ontology annotation, molecular function: serine-type endopeptidase activity.
CGUCACCUGGGUAGGAAGAGGCAGAGCCCGUAGGGUUUGAGGCCAAGGCAGGCUGCCGGCAGAGCCUGGGCCUACUCCGCCUUGCCCCACAUCUGGCUAGGAAAGAAAGGCAAAGGAGGCCUACGGAAGAAAGAUCUAAAUGAAAACAUAAGCUAGGAGAACUGAGGCUUCGAACCUGAAGCUAUCUAAUGAGGAGGCCCAGGAGGCUGAAGAGUGACGGGAAAAUAUCUACAGAAACCAGGGAACCUGGAGCCCGCCCUGGCUUACUCCAAACCAGGAUGAUUCUCCGAUUCAUUGCACUUGCUCUGGUAACAGGGCAUGUAGGGGGAGAGACGAGGAUCAUCAGGGGUUAUGAGUGCAGGCCUCACUCCCAGCCAUGGCAGGUGGCCCUCUUUCAGAAGACACGACUUCUCUGUGGGGCAACCCUCAUCGCCCCCAAAUGGCUCCUGACAGCAGCCCACUGCCGCAAGCCCCAUUACGUGAUCCUCCUUGGGGAGCACAAUCUGGAGAAGACAGAUGGCUGUGAGCAGAGGCGGAUAGCCACUGAGUCCUUCCCGCACCCCGACUUCAACAACAGCCUCCCCAACAAAGAUCAUCGGAAUGACAUCAUGCUUGUGAAGAUGUCAUCUCCCGCCUUCCUUACCCGAGCUGUGCAACCACUCACUCUGUCCCCACACUGCGUCACUGCAGGCACCAGCUGCCUCAUUUCCGGAUGGGGCACCACGUCCAGCCCCCAGUUGCGCCUGCCUCAUUCCUUGAGAUGUGCCAAUGUCUCCAUCAUCGAACACAAGGAGUGUGAGAGGGCCUAUCCGGGCAACAUCACAGACACCAUGUUGUGCGCCAGUGUUCGGAAAGAGGGCAAGGACUCCUGUCAGGGUGACUCUGGAGGCCCUCUGGUCUGUAAUGGAUCUCUUCAAGGCAUCAUCUCCUGGGGUCAGGACCCAUGUGCAGUCACCAGAAAGCCUGGUGUCUAUACGAAAGUCUGCAAAUACUUUGAGUGGAUCCACGAGGUUAUGAGAAACAAUUAGAGGGGGCCUGCUUCCCUCUGCCCAACCUCCCCAACCUCUUCUUAAUGCUUUGACUUCCCUUCCUUCUGCCCUAAGAAGUCCUCAGCUGGGACCCUUGCAUGUACUCUCUCCAACCUACCAUGAGUAUAGUAUUGGGAUGCUCUAACUUGAUGAUCGACCUGCGGCUUGGAAUCAAAUCCUGACUUGAACUAAAUUGUGACUCUGGAUAUGAUCAUCACUGGUUUUGUUUGUUUGGUUGUUUUUUGUUGUUUUGUUCCCAGCUUCGAAGACAGUCCCUGGCAUAUUCCAGGGUUUCAAUAAAUAUUUGUUAAAUGAUAAA